AUGCGUUCCCAUCCAUAUAGGGCGCCGCCCCCACUUCCCCCUCUCCUCGACGAGCUCUCCACCUACCUGCCGAACCGCGAUGGACGCCGCGCAAACGACGACACGGAAAUCCCGCUGUCCGACUUCAACCCGGACACGAGCAGUUUGUUGCCCCGGAAGCGCCGGCAACAUCGAGUCCGGGUACAAGGGCGACUGGCCCUCGUGCGUAGCGUGUCCGUCGCGAAUCUGAAUGCCUCAACCGGUAUUCCCUCGCCCCGGGACAGCAUUGCGCGGUUUGAUACGGGGAUAACUGGAAAGUCAAGGAGGAGGCGCAGUAUAGACGCUGUUAGUGACAUGGAAGAAGAUGUUGAAGAAAGGGACACGCAAUUCAGGGGUUACGGAAUUGGUGGGGCCGGGAAUAUCCGUACGUGUGACAAGAUCCGCAUUCCAGACGGGGAGAUUAACGGGGGUGUUUGUAGGUCGGCCGACUGA
Molecule: messenger RNA, 471 nt
Organism: Pseudomassariella vexata
Lineage: Eukaryota; Fungi; Ascomycota; Sordariomycetes; Amphisphaeriales; Pseudomassariaceae
Exons: 1
Coding region: 1-471 (156 amino acids)
Source: RefSeq, a predicted model, not a curated record